Molecule: messenger RNA, 669 nt
Organism: Ctenocephalides felis (cat flea)
Lineage: Eukaryota; Metazoa; Arthropoda; Insecta; Siphonaptera; Pulicidae
Product: protein spindle-F-like
Exons: 2
Coding region: 45-632 (195 amino acids)
Source: RefSeq, a predicted model, not a curated record
CCUCGUUGAAGGUUAUAACAAAUGACAUACUUGUAUCAAUUACCAUGUUGCAAAAUUCUACAUCAAGGGCUCCUUCGUCCUUAGAAGACGACUGUCUGAGUCCUGUGCAAACACAUGCCCUACAACUGGCUUUAAAAACAAUGAAUGAACGUUGUCAACAGUUACAACAAAGAUUGAUUUCUGUGGAAGAAGAAAACUUGAAGUUGAAGUCUCAACGUGAUAAGGAUUGUAAUUUGAGGACUGAUUAUGCUAAAAGGCCCUCGGAGUACGAGAUGCUCAAGGAUAAAGUCGAGGAAUUGAAUAGGCAGAAGAACCAGUUGACGCAGCAUAUAAAUAUGGUUGCUACGGAAAAUAGGCAUUUGUGGACACGUUUGUCAAAGAUGACUAAGGAUAAUCACUCCUUAAGUUCACAAUCGUCCAAACUACUAGACUCCAUUGAGCAACCAACGUCUAUACCCAAACCGCAAGCCCACCAUCACAUAAUCCGGUCCAAAACCUUUACCCAAUCAACCCCGAACCCCAAACUGUGCCCCAAAAUCUCCUCAGAGUCUGAUCUGAGUCUCGAAGAGAUUUCUUUAAAAUUAAUCAACAAUUUCAUACAAGACAAAUCAGUAUUAGAAGAAACAGUAUGAGCAGAUGAUUGAAAUGCAUUCCGAUUUAGAAAGUGAU